UACCCCCACCCUACCCCCACCCCUCCUCCUCGCCUGCUCUAGCCCUUUCCCUCUCCCCUCCCUCUCUACCAGACAGACAGAGAGACAGACAUGGCGUUCCUCUUUGGCGGCAAGAAGAAGCUGGGCAUCAUCGAGCUCGCAGGUCUGAUGAAGACCAAUCUAGAGGUGCUGACUUCGACAUCGUCGAGCAAGGCUGUGGGCAAGGCCCGGACGGAAAUGACCCGGGUGCUGGCGGAGACACGCAAGCUGGCCCUGCCCGACGAGGCUGCAGAUCCGGUGGCAGAGGCUGGCGGACUCUCGGGCGAGGGCUCCGAGUCGGCCGUCGCCGCCCUCGCUGCUGUCGUACUGGAGGACGAGCUGCUGGGCAACUUGCUGGAGAACCUGACGCUGCUGGAGUUUGAGGCGCGGAAGGAUGUGGUGGUCCUCUUUGAGCGGCUGGUCCGCGAGCAGGCCGACGGCGGGACCCGGUUUCCGGUGGUGGAAGCACUUUGUGCGCAUGACGAGGUGCUCUCGGUCAUCAUGCUCGGGUAUGGCAACACUGACAUUGCACUCAACUGUGGAGCAAUGAUGCGCGCGGCGCUGGCCCACGAGCCAGUCGCCCGGUGGUUGCUCCUGUCGGACGAGCUCUUUCUACUCUUUGAUCUGAUGGAGGACACCUCGUUUGACGUUGCCACCGACGCCUUCCUCACCUUUCGCCUCCUGCUCACCACCCACUCAGCGGCUGUCGGCGAGUUUAUGGAGCAGCACUACGUGCCGUUCUUCGAGUCGUACGCGCGGCUGCUGGUAUGCGAAAACUACGCCACCCGCAGGCAGUCGCUCUCGCUGCUUGGUGACUUUCUCCUCGACCGCUCCAACAUUGCAACCAUGAAGCGGUACAUCGCCUCGUCGCACAACCUCAAGACCAUCAUGCAGCUCCUCCGCGACAAGUCGCGCAACAUUCAGUUCGAGGCCUUCCAUGUCUUUAAGAUCUUUGUCGCCAACCCGACCAAGCCGCCGGCCGUCCUCCACAUCCUCAAGCGCAACGCCAACAAGCUUGUCAACUUUCUGGCCGACUUUCAAAAGGACCGCCGUGACGACACUCAGUUUGUCGAGGAAAAGGCGUACCUCAUCAACAUCAUCCAGUCCAUCCGCGACAACGACUCGGACUCGGACCCGCCGGCAGGCUCGUCGCCUGCGGCGCCCGUCUCGACCUCUCCCGCCACCUCGGCCGCUGCCGCUCCUGUCCAACCGCCGCCGCGAUCGUCGUCGUCUGCCGCCUCGGCCACGGCUGCCCAUGGCCGGCUGGCGUCUCCACCGUCAUCGUCGUCUUCUUCCUCAUCAUCGUCGUCGUCAAGCUCCUCCGGCACGUCCUCGGCUGGCGUCCUCGAGUACGACACUGGCACCGUCGUCAACCUGGCCACCGUUGUCCUCAAGGGCGUCCAUCAGCCGGUGAACAAUCCUACAAGCUAACCUCCAACGAUACACCCGGUCUUAUGGUGCCCGAAAUCAUAAAAGCAGCUCAGUCUG
This is a messenger RNA of Thecamonas trahens ATCC 50062, 1506 nucleotides long. Its product is annotated as calcium binding protein. Bases 91 to 1449 code for a protein of 452 amino acids. The record is from RefSeq and is a predicted model, not a curated record. The transcript has a single exon. NCBI's taxonomy places the organism in Eukaryota, Apusomonadida, Apusomonadidae. Gene Ontology annotation, biological process: intracellular signal transduction. Gene Ontology annotation, molecular function: protein serine/threonine kinase activator activity.